AGCGAUGUUUACAAUCCGGACGUUGGACGGCUAAUGCUGUGAUGCUAAGUAUCGAGAGUGAAAGCUGCCUUCACGUCGCACAUUACAUUUACUUAGCUGAACUCAAAUGGCGUCUCAGAUCCCCAUCACGGUCCGAGCCCCGCCGACAGCCGCCAGCUCUGCCGCUAACCGGGGGAAGAAACGUCCCGGUAGUCCGGCGGUUUGUGCCGCCGGUCAGCAGGUCACCGGGAGCAGCGGUGGUAAGAAGAAGAAAGGGCAGCUGACAGCGACACCAACAACUACACAGACACAGGUAAUAGCAGUGGAGUCGGUGGCUGAGGUAAAAGCAGUGGGAACAGUUGACAGCGGUGCAGCUGUCGUCACAGAGUCCACAGUAAAACCUCCACCAUUCAAAGACCCCACGUUUAUGCAUUCUGGGAUCGGAGGAGCAGCAGCGGGUAAAAAGAACAGGACCUGGAAGAACCUCAAACAGAUUCUGGCUUUGGAACGGACGUUACCCUGGAAGCUCAACGAUCCCAACUACUACAACAUUGACGCCCCUCCCUCUUUGAAGCCAACCAAGAAAUACUCUGACAUCUCCGGACUCCCUGCGAACUACACAGACCCUCAGACAAAACUACGCUUCACGUCCUCUGAGGAGUUCUCCUACAUCCGCCUCCUCCCCACUGAUGUUGUUACCGGCUACUUAGCCCUUCGAAAGGCAACUUGCAUCGUACCCUGACAGCUGAGUGAGACUUGAAACCUGAGACAGUUUCAAUCCAGAACUGACCUGGUGUUGGUGUAUGAAGCUGUUGGGCUGGUCAGGAGAUUCUGAGAGCACGGGGUGCUCACAGAGAGGACGCAAAGUGAUGACCUCUGACAGACUGCUGGAGCUCACAGACUGGACACUGCUAAACAUUUGCACUGCUGUUUUUAAGAAGGCAGUCAGAGUCGUAACUGUUACUGUGUGACAGAAUAAAUGCAACAAAUGUGGAUUUUUUUAUCAUUUGGAAAAAGUAAAAAAAAACAACAAAACUACUGAGUGAUUGUUUCUUUUAUUUGUGAGACAUGUUUGUUGUUAAUAGCUGGAAAUUAUCACUUUAUCUGAGAAUGGACAAAACAAGUUUAAUUCUGUAAGAGAAGAGAAAGUGUAAAGAAUUCAUCCGAAAGUCAGCAAUAGAAUUUAAUUGCUUAUUCAAAUAAAUUUCUGCAACUCAA
Molecule: messenger RNA, 1197 nt
Organism: Epinephelus lanceolatus (giant grouper)
Lineage: Eukaryota; Metazoa; Chordata; Actinopteri; Perciformes; Serranidae
Product: INO80 complex subunit C-like
Biological process (GO): chromatin remodeling
Cellular component (GO): Ino80 complex
Source: RefSeq, a predicted model, not a curated record